AGUUCGACCCGCGCCACCCCGCACACUGCAGCUCCUUCCUUCCCGAAGCUGUCUCAGUCGCCGCCGCAGACUGCACUCUCAGCCUUCCGAUGAAGUCACCGCUGCCUCCUUCCUCUCCCUCUAUUUCAGAAACACAGUGAAAACUCUGUAGUGGUGCUAUCAAGUCUUUAUUUAUCAAUGAGGGAAAGCAUGGUGGUGAAGCGACUAUGGAGGCUGUCCGGUUGAUUGCUGAUCAAGUGAAAUUCCAUGACUGCCAAUUGCCUCCUGAUUCCAUCCAGCCUUUCGUGCAUCUAACAUUUGACGAGGAUCUGAGAAAAGAAGAAAAUCAAGAUGAGCAUAAUGAAGUAAAGAACAAAAAACACAGGAAAACAAAAAAUCAUGAGGAAUCAAGUCAUUUGCAAUGGAAUGAUGGAAGACAAAGUACGAGGACAAAGUUUACUGAAGAGGUUGCUUCGGAUUACAGGGCUGCUUCUCUUGCUCCAGAUGUGAUGAAGCAAAGAGAGAUGCAGUCGGAUACACUUUCUGCUGUAUUUGAAACUUAUUUCCGAAUCUUAAGGUAUACAAUGCAGUUACUAAAUGCUAGGCCUGAAGCAAAUAUUACUGCACCUACUACUAGCCCAUCUGUAUCCCAUCCUCUGCUUUCUCCAUGUUUGAAUGGGUUGGGGAAAUUCUCCCAUCUCAUUGAUUUAGAUUUCAUGGGAGAUCUUAUGAAUUAUCUAAAAAGGCUUGCUUCGGGUGGUGAUAAUUCUUCUGAGAAACAGUCACAACGUUUGACCGUUUCUGAGCGUCUUCAGUGUUGCUUUGUCGCAUUUAAAGUAACAAGGAAAAACCUUGAUGCUAUGAAUGUUGAUCUUCAGGACUUUUCUGUCCAGCUGUACAAUAUUGUACUCGAGUACAGGCCUGUAAGAGACCAUGGUGGAUUGUUAGCUGAAGCUUUGAAGAUAAUGUUGUGCGAUAAUAGACAGCAUGCCAUGCAGAAGGCAGCUGCAUUUAUUAAGCGUUUGGCUACUUUCUCAUUAUGCUUUGAAUCUGCAGAGUCGUUGGCAGCAUCUUCUUCAGAAAACUGUCAAGUGCCGCAACCUUUUGGAAAACGAUUCUUGGGGAGGUUCAGUGUCUGGCUCAAUUGCGAAAUACUAGCCAUAUGCUUCUGAUCCAACUUUGAGCGGUGCUCUUGCUUCUGUCCUUUGGGAACUUAAUCUUCUGUGGAAGCAUUAUCAUCCAGCUGUCUCAACGAUGUCAACGAGCAUAUCAAGCAUGAACAGUGCUCAAAACCAAGUGUAUAUCUCCACGGUUUCUCCCCAACAGGCAUUCAAAGACUUGUCGCUGGAAUAGGAGUCUUUCAACCCACAAUUUAAUGUCCGAAAAGUUAAAAAGAAAAAAAGAGCUAGCGAAGUGAAGGAGAAACUUUCAACAAGAUUCUUUCUUCUCCAGGACAUCAAGGACAAUGAAAGGCUGAGAGGUGAAUUGGACCGUACCACUUUGUCUUUGCAGCUAUACGAAGAACACAAAAAGGCAAAAGAGAAAAACUAAAAGAUCAAGGUAUGUUUAACUUUGUUGUUUGUGAUUUCUUGGUGUUAAAAUCUGCAUGGUUGCAAGAAAUGUAGAUUAAUUAAGCUGAGAGGAAAUGUAUAGUUCAUACUAUUGAUAUAGAAUAGAAUUGAUAUAUAUAUAUAUAUAAUUUUAUUGAAUCCG
Molecule: messenger RNA, 1692 nt
Organism: Cucurbita pepo subsp. pepo (vegetable marrow)
Lineage: Eukaryota; Viridiplantae; Streptophyta; Magnoliopsida; Cucurbitales; Cucurbitaceae
Product: binding protein
Biological process (GO): DNA replication initiation
Cellular component (GO): nucleolus
Molecular function (GO): chromatin binding
Source: RefSeq, a predicted model, not a curated record